AUGAAUCGGGAAACAAUUAACGCGGAGAAGUAUUCGCUACUUCAAUUAAAGGCAUGGUGCGCGGCAGUUGGCCUCAACGCUAGUGGAGCAAAAGCGUCGCUGGCUGCACGACUUAGCGAGCUGUCGGCAGAAGCAAGGGGCUUGUGUCCAGGAGCCGUUGACGUGCCUGGAGGUGAUAGUGUGCCAGAAAAACGCGGCGCCAAAGCAACGGUGCCACCAAAUGUUGAUGGAGGCGAUGGUACAGCCAAAGAAAAAAAUAACGGCGAUGGACCAACCAACGGCAACGACGCGAAUAACGGCGGGGGAACAACCAGUGACAAAGGUGCGAAUAACGGCGAUGGUGAGCGUGGCAACGAUGGAGCGAAUAACGACGAUGAUGGCGAUUUUACGAAUGAUAGCAACGGGGCGAAUAACGAUGGUGUGAAUAAUAACAAUUGUGCGUAUAACAACGAUGGUGCGUAUGACAACGAUGGUGCGUACAACAACGAUGGUGCGUAUGGUAACGAUGGUGCGAAUAGAGGCAGCGGCGAAGAGCGGCGCGAAUUUUCACAAGAAAUUGUGAGCGUGACAAACGAGCUAGGGUGCGGCCCAGGUAACACGCGCGAAUUCGAUGGCACGAGAAUAAGUCUACUAGAAAAAGAGAUAGAGUUGCUUAAACUGAAAUUAGAGCUACAGCAGGGCGGAGCGAAAUUGAGGGUCGCAGCAGACAACGCUAAGCCUGGGUUGGAGACUAUGAAAGAGCUAAUGCCCGACUAUGAUGGAAGCGAGGAUUUUGAGAUGUGGCGGUCUCAGUUGCUUCAUUUUCAGCGAGUCUUGCAAGUCAGCGACGAAGCGUUAAGUUUAGUCGUACGACUCAAAAUGAAAGGCGAAGCCCUAAUGUGGUACAACUCUAACAAGAUGUUCAUGCGCACUGUUGGCGAAAUCCUCGCAGAUAUGGAGGUCGUAUUCGGAAAGAAGGAUAACAUACUGAAUGCACGUAGAAAGUUCGAAAGGCGAAUUUGGAAGUUUGGCGAGCAGUUCGGUAGCUACGCUAACGAGAAACGGCUGUUGAGCGCUGGGCUCAACCUAUGCGAGGAAGAAUUUGUUGAAUACCUCGUAGACGGCAUUCCUAAUAAACAAUUGCAGAUACAAGCCAAGCUUCAGAAUUUUAAAAGUGCUGGUGAGGUGACCAGAGCAUUCCGGACUGUCGAGUUGCCGCGACGAGUCGCACCAAAAACAAAUAUACAAAGUGGUCAAGAGCGGCUAAGGUGCUACAACUGCAAUUGCUCCGGCCACGUCGCAAAAGAGUGAAGCAAGCCUAAGCGCGAAUACGGGACGUGCUUUGCAUGCGGCGAACACGGACAUUUUGCGGCGAGUUGCAAAAACUACAAGAAGUCGACGUCCAGUAGCAAUUUUAUUCGGGGAGCCCAAUAAGUCUUGUAAAGAAGAGCCUUGUACCGGGAAGAGUGAAGCUACAAGAUGAAAGAAAUUCAUACUAUGGUCUCAAUAAGUCAAAACUAUUAAUUUUUGGGAAAAUAUUUUGUUACGUCAAAGUGCUCAAUAAAAGUGUGUUGAUUGAACUUAGAGUAGUUCCAGACGAAUUGAUUAGUUAUUCAGUUAUUUUAGGCAGAAAUUUUAUUCAGGCGAGCGAAGCCAAGCUUAAAAUCGGUGAUGUAGAAUUUAUGGAUGAAGCUGCAGAUAUAGAAUUUGUAAACGGUGUAACGAAACUCGAUGUUUGUAACAAAGAAAAGGUGGCCAGUAAAAAUUCAACGUACAAAGGAGCGGUUGUGCCAAAGGUUAGUGACGCAGAUAAAGAAGAAGUGGUUAGUGGUAGUUCUACGUGCAAAAUAGUUAACGAAGCCAUAAACGAAAUAUUAGCAAUAGAAAUUCCUGAAAUGAGCGAAACUGAGUAUAUUUUCAAGAGUUGUUCCGAGAAGGAUAUUUGUGUGCAAAAGUACCAAAAGAGCCUAGGGUCAGAUAGGAAAUAAGUCUAGUUUUGGAAAACAAAAAAGUUAUCAGUUGCGCUCCACGAAGACUUUCGUAUACCGAAAAGGCAGAGCUACAAAAGGUAUUAGAUGACUACUUAGUAAAAGGGUAUAUUCGCCCUAGUAAUUCAGAAUUCGUUUCACCCAUAGUUUUGGUAAAAAAGAAAACGGGCGAACUGCGAAUGUGCGUCGAUUACAGGAAACUUAAUAAAGUCACGGCAAAGGAUAACUACCCUAUACCACUGAUUGAUGACUUGUUGGAUCGGUUAGUAAACAAAAAGUUUUUCUCGAAGUUAGACCUGAAAAAUGGAUUUUUUCAUGUGUUUGUUGAAGAAGAGUCAGUAAAAUACACCUCGUUUACAACGCCACUAGGGAAAUUUGAGUUCUUAAGAAUGCCCUUUGGGCUAAGAAACGCUCCCGCCACUUUUCAAAAGUUUAUAAAUAGGAUAUUCUCGGAAAUUAUACGCAGCGGAGAAGUAAUUGUGUAUCUAGACGAUAUUAUGAUCGCGACAGAAACUGUAGAUGAACAUAUUCCCAUUUUGAGAAAAGUUUUUCGGUGUCUGGUUGAGAAUAAACUAGAGUUGCGAUUAGAUAAGUGCGAGUUUUUCUCGGCAGAAAUUUCAUAUUUAGGUUACGCGAUCACGGGCGAAGGGAUACGGGCUGACAAAAAAGGUUUGAAGGCAGUCGAAAAUUUUACAGUACCAACCAAAGUGCAUGAAGUGCAAAGUUUCUUAGGACUCUGCUCCUACUUUCGCAGGUUCAUUAAAGAUUUUUCGACCAUAGCCAAACCCCUUUACGACCUCUUGAAAAAAGAAGAAAAAUUUCGAUUCGGUCAGCUAGAGAUGGAAACGUUCGAUACACUUAAAGCCAAGUUAAUAGCCUCCCCAGUGUUAGCAAUAUACGACCCUUGUGAUACCACAGAACUCCACUGCGAUGCGAGUUCACUAGGCUUCGGGGCGAUACUGCUUCAGAAGAAAAAGGAUAAUAAGCUACAUCCAGUUUUCUAUUUCUAGAAACGUACAACGGAUGUAGAGUCUAAGUAUCACAGCUUCGAGCUAGAAACACUGGCGAUAGUAUACGCGUUGAGGAGAUUCGGAGUGUACCUACAAGGCAUAAAAUUUAAAAUUGUUACUGACUGCAAUUCUCUGACGCUGACACUAAAUAAAAAAGAAAUGAACCCAAGAAUUGCCAGGUGGGCGCUAGAGUUACAAAAUUAUGAUUACGAACUUCAACAUAGAGAGGGUAAAAGGAUGCAACAUGUGGACGCGUUGAGUAGAGUAAAUAACGUCUUGGUGGUUGACACAAACAAGUUUGAAGAAAAUUUAAUUAUAUGUCAGAAUAGAGAUAAACACAUAGAAAAUAUCAAAAAGGACUUAGAGUUUAAAGAGAGCAGCCAGUUCGAAAUGAGAAAUGGGGUAGUUUAUAAAAAUAAAGAUAAAGAUUUACUCUUCUAUGUACCAGAGUCCAUGGAACAACAUGUUCUAUAUAAAUACCACGACGAAAUGGGGCACUUAGGAGUACACAAGGUCGUAGAGACUAUAGGGAAAAGUUAUUGGUUUCCGAAAGUCAGGAAAAAGGCAACCGUUCAUAUCGAAAACUGCUUGAAGCGUAUAGCCUUUUCAAAUAAAAGCGGUAAAAAAGAAGGAAUGUUACAUAUGAUUCCAAAGGGAAAUAAACCAUUCGAAAUGGUGCACAUUGAUCAUUACGGACCGAUCCAUAGCAAGGGAACAAAGUACAAGCAUGUGUUGGUAGUAAUUGAUGCAUUCACGAAAUUCGUUCGUUUGUAUCCGGCCAAGGCAACAGCGUCGAAUGAAGCUGUUUUAGCCCUAAGAGAUUAUUUGCGAGCGUAUAGCAGACCGAGGUCUAUAGUAUCAGAUCGAGGAACUUGUUUUACGUCGAGAGAGUUCGAAAAUUUCUUAGAAGAUAAUAACGUAGAACACAUAAAAGUAGCAACAAGCUCACCUCAAGCAAAUGGUCAGGCUGAAAUUGUCAAUAAAAGUUUAGGUCCAAUGAUAGCUAAGAUGUUAGAUGCUAAAAAAGAGGUGGGUUGGGAAAGUGUCUUGGAGUCAGUAGAA
Messenger RNA from Rhagoletis zephyria (snowberry fruit fly), 4039 nucleotides. RefSeq lists its product as uncharacterized. The record is from RefSeq and is a predicted model, not a curated record. Lineage: Eukaryota; Metazoa; Arthropoda; Insecta; Diptera; Tephritidae.